AUGGCCCCUCCUGGCGAAAAAAGAUCAAAAGAUCGCGCGCCCUCUGGCCCGAAGAAAGUGAAAAACCGUGACGGCCCGAACAUUGGCACUCAGAACGCACCGGACACGUCGGUCCUCGGGGACCGACCCGAAGGAUCACGACGACAAGAGGGCUCAAAAAAGAAGAAUACCAACGCCAUCGCAGAUAUGCCAAGAAGGUUAGCAGGAGGCAAAAAACCCCACCAUUGUCCAUCAGGAGAGCACAAGAGCGACAAGGCUUGUAGAAAAGGCCGUUGUCUUAUAAAGUGUUCUGAAUGCGCCUCCAAUCGCUCUACGUUCGGAGGAUCGAAAUGUUGGGUUUGUAAGAAAGCCGAGAUCCGUCUGGCACAGAUAGCAGCGAGGCAGGCGGGUGGCGUCGCCAACAAGGCGUUGCUUCCUCGGCAACGGCCUACGCGCGUCACCAAAAGGGGGACAUGGCUCCGUAUGGGAUCCCUCAGGCGUCAUUACCAGGUCGCGUGGGCCAAUCGGCUCCGGAGGGUCAUCUCGGCGAAGAGUCUCGAGGAUGUUCCCGAAACCACCUACGUCGACACGGCUAUGGACGUCUGCUCUACCCCCAGCGUUGCUGAAUUCGACACUUAUAUGGGCGAUGUCGAUGACGAGUCCGAUGACGAGCCCGGCCUUUCACCAGCUUAG
Messenger RNA from Colletotrichum tamarilloi, 672 nucleotides. RefSeq lists its product as uncharacterized. The coding region runs from base 1 to 672 and encodes 223 amino acids. The transcript has a single exon. Lineage: Eukaryota; Fungi; Ascomycota; Sordariomycetes; Glomerellales; Glomerellaceae. The record is from RefSeq and is a predicted model, not a curated record.